AUGUCGCUCGCGUCUUCUCAGGCGCCGGCCCGCCCUGUGGCUAUUCCCAUUCCAUUUCCCAUGCCCUCACGCGACAAUCAGCCCGAGCCUAUUCAAAGCUCUGAAGAAUACAUCCAACAGCUUCAAAUCCUGACUCAUUUCAAUUCUGACCUACGGAAAGCCGGCUACGUCAUGCAACAGCUCUCGCAGGACUAUCUGGAUCGCAAGCGGAGAUGUUUUCUAUGUAGUCGCCAUCUUCCUUACAAGUUGAAAAAGACCGGUUGGUUACCAAAGACUCCGGUUCAAGGAAGCAGAAAUAAUGAUAACUAUGACGACGAUGAGGAUCUUGGCCAGCGCAUCAAUAGUUCUGGCCAGGGUGACUCAUCCAAAAGAGCUAAGAAGCCAGUCUUGAACUGCAAGUACCAUCCUGGAAAAGUCAUUCAAAGAAAAUGGACCUGCUGUAAUGGCAUCCCUGGUUCGCCGCCGUGUCAGGGCAAGGAGGAUCAUACGCCAAAAGUCUAUGCCGCCGGUGAGCUGGAAAGGGAAUGGAGAUAUUUCCACACACCCGGUUUCCAAUCUAGGGGCUCUCCGGCAAUUGCUGUUGUCAUCGACUGUGAAAUGGGAACAGCUUCAACAGGAGAAUCCGAACUGAUCCGCGUAUCCGCUGUCGACUACUUCUCAGGCAAAGUCCUGCUCGAUAAACUUGUGUAUCCUGAUGUUAAGAUGAUUCAUUUCAACACAAAGUAUUCGGGAGUCACCAGACAAGAUAUGGAGAACGCACGGCGCACGCGAUCGUGCCUACUGGGCCGUGCCAGUGCUAGAAAUGCCCUCUGGGAGUUCAUCGGCCCCAAUACCGUAGUCAUUGGACACGGCGCCAACUCUGAUCUCACCUCUUUGCGUUGGAUUCACCCACUCAUUAUCGACACGUACUUGGUCGAAAAAGCAAACAGGCCGCCAGAGGAGGACAAACAGGGCAAGCAAGCAGAACAAACUUCUGAGGCCCUGGCCGGUGACCAGCAGCUCCAAAACGAGGUGACAGACACUCAACAAGGGCCCGAUGAAAAGGGUCCUGCGGCGCCAAAACAGAGAGGGGGGCUAUCACUGAAAGCACUGGCGAAAGAGAGGCUUGGGCGAGACAUCCAAGUUAAGGGCAAGGGACAUGACAGCGUGGAGGAUUCAAUUGCAGCGCGCGACAUCUUGCACUGGAACAUCUGCAAGCUCCUUGAGCCAGUCGAUGACUUCGAUCUCAACUGA
Molecule: messenger RNA, 1233 nt
Organism: Trichoderma virens Gv29-8
Lineage: Eukaryota; Fungi; Ascomycota; Sordariomycetes; Hypocreales; Hypocreaceae
Exons: 3
Coding region: 1-1233 (410 amino acids)
Biological process (GO): rRNA processing; ribosomal large subunit assembly
Cellular component (GO): nucleus
Molecular function (GO): nucleic acid binding; exonuclease activity
Source: RefSeq, a predicted model, not a curated record